Molecule: messenger RNA, 3902 nt
Organism: Calypte anna (Anna's hummingbird)
Lineage: Eukaryota; Metazoa; Chordata; Aves; Apodiformes; Trochilidae
Gene: ACSS1
Product: acyl-CoA synthetase short chain family member 1
Exons: 14
Coding region: 1-1995 (664 amino acids)
Cellular component (GO): mitochondrion
Molecular function (GO): AMP binding; acetyl-CoA synthetase activity
Source: RefSeq, a predicted model, not a curated record
AUGGCGCUGCGCUCCUUCAGCCGCCUGCUCCCACCCGGAUGGGUCCCCGUCGUCUGCCGGCGCUGCUGCGGCGAUCCGUGGAGCCCCGCGGCGCUGCCGCCCGGCGGGUACGGGGUCUGGCAGGAGCGGGCGGCCCGCGACCCCGCCGGUUUCUGGGCGGAGGUGGCGCGGGGGGCCCUGCGUUGGGACAGCCCCUUCCACACAGCCUGCCAGGCCGGCCCGGCCGCCGGCACCGCUCGCUGGUUCCUCGGCGGCCGCCUCAAUGUCUCGGUAAAUUGUUUGGAUCAACACGUCGAAAAGUCACCGAACAGAGUGGCUUUGAUUUGGGAGAGAGAUGAGCCUGGCACUGCAGUGUAUGUAACAUACAGGGAACUUCUGGAUCUGACUUGCCGUCUUGCCAACACCCUGAAGAAAUAUGGGAUACAGAAAGGGGACAAGGUGGCCAUCUAUAUGUCUGUGUCUCCCUUGUCUGUGGCAGCCAUGCUGGCUUGUGCCAGGAUUGGUGCCAUUCACACUGUGAUCUUCGCUGGAUUCAGUGCGGAGUCAUUAGCUGGGAGGAUCAUGGACUCUGGAUGCAAAGCAGUUAUCACCUACAACCAAGGAGUAAGGGGUGGCCGAAUCAUAGAGCUGAAGACUACUGUGGAUGAAGCUGUGAAGAACUGUCCAAGCAUCAAACAUGUCUUUGUGGCGCAGAGGACAGAUAACAAAGUCCAGAUGGGUGACCGUGAUAUUCCCCUUGAGGAGGAGAUGGCCAAGGAAGCUUCUGUGUGCACUCCAGAGAGCAUGGACAGCGAAGACAUGCUUUUCAUGCUGUACACCUCUGGCAGCACUGGGAAACCCAAAGGAAUUGUUCACACCCAGGCUGGAUACCUGCUGUACGCUGCUAUGACGCACAAGUAUGUAUUUGACUACCAGCAAGGCGAUGUUUUUGGCUGUGUGGCUGACAUUGGCUGGAUCACGGGACAUAGCUAUGUUGUGUAUGGACCACUCUGCAAUGGAGCCACCUCUGUCCUGUUUGAAAGCACUCCAGUGUAUCCCGACCCAGGUCGUUACUGGGAAGUAGUACAAAGGUUGAAAAUUAAUCAGUUUUAUGGAGCACCUACAGCUAUACGCUUGCUACUGAAUUAUGGUGAAGAGUGGGUGAAGAAAUAUGACAGAUCUUCCUUGAAGACCUUGGGGUCAGUGGGAGAGCCCAUCAACAACGAAGCUUGGCAGUGGUUUUACCACGUGGUGGGAGAAGGUCGCUGCACCCUUGUGGACACAUGGUGGCAGACAGAAACUGGUGGCAUCUGCAUUGCCCCACGACCUUCAGAGGAGAAAGCUGAGAUUGUUCCGGCUAUGGCUAUGAGACCUUUCUUUGGGAUUGUGCCAGUGCUUAUGGAUGAGAAUGGAAAGGUUAUAGAGGGAAAUGAUGUAUCUGGUGCACUUUGCAUUGCCCAGCCAUGGCCUGGCAUGGCAAAAACUAUCUAUGGAGAUGACCAGAGAUUUGUUGAUGCCUAUUUCAAAGCUUACCCAGGUUACUACUUCACAGGGGAUGGUGCUUACAGAAACAAGAAAGGCUAUUACCAGAUAACAGGGCGUAUGGAUGAUGUCAUUAACAUCAGUGGACACAGGCUUGGGACAGCAGAGAUAGAAGAUGCAAUGGCUGAUCACCCUGAGGUCCCUGAGAUAGCUGUGAUUGGGUAUCCACACAAGAUCAAAGGAGAAGGUGCCUUUGCUUUCAUAGUGCUGAAGGAGCAGACAGCUCAUACAGACCGUGUCAAAGAGGAGCUCAGAACCAUAGUGGCUUCCAAGAUAGCAAAAUAUGCUGUGCCUGACCACAUUCUGGUGGUGAAACGUCUUCCUAAAACCCGGUCAGGGAAGAUCAUGAGAAGGCUUCUGAGGAAAGUAGUCACUGAACAAUCAGACAGCAUGGGAGACAUCACCACACUUGAUGAUCCAAACGUUGUCAAGGAGAUCCUGGAUGCUUAUCAGAAAUAUAAGAAUUCCUUAUAGCAGGCAGCUUUGAAAUCUCUUGCCUCUGGAAAUGUGGAAAUCUCAAAUAACCAGACAAAUUACAGUUCUCUCUUGAUGUUUUUUGGGUUUUUUUUGUUUUUUUUUAAAUGUUGUUACCUUGUAGGGGAACAAGAUUUUCUGCUCCACAACAUAUUUUCAGAUGCACAGAGGUGGGAGCAAUCUGCAGCUUUGCACAGUCAGUGCCAUUUUCACUUCUUUUAGUGCUUUUGUAGGGUAGCCAUUGGUUUCCAUUAUCUAUGAUGAAAUUUAAUGCUAGCUGAAGCAAGAUGCAGAUGGUAAUGUUUCUCAUUUUAAUGUUACUGUGCAGGGAAAUGUUUUUAUACAAUACUUCGGUUGUUUUAAAAGAGGCUCUAGAAUACUCUUUUCCUUCAGCUUCUGAGUUGAACUCAGUAUCAGAGUUCAAGUAGCUGAAUUUCACUGCAACUGUGGUGCCUUUUCAGUAAUGGUGGGUGUUCUGGUAGAUAUUUCACAUGUAUCAUUAGGGAAUUGAGCAGGACAUGAUUACUCCAAUAACUCUUUCUUGAGUUUAUUCAGUUGUUCUAAUACCUCCUUUGGUUUUCUUCAUAAGGAUUUGUUCCUACCACUUUAUGUCCUGGGAACUGCCAGAGAUGGUGAGUCUGUGUCCCUUCAUGUCCCACCUAGGCAACCCAGCACCAACAUUUCUAGCUGCAAAACUGAGCCACAAAGCCUACUGCUGGACCUCCUACCUGUCCUGAGUGCACUGCCAGUUGCAGGAGGGGUCUAGUCCUAUCUCCUUUUAUUCUGCCUUGAGAAACUGAGAUCACUAACUGGGUUUUUAAAGCAACUGUCCUCUUCCUCAUCAGUGAUGACAACUGGAUUAAUGCUGUCCACUCUGUUUCACUUGGGUAUAUUAGGAGUGUUGGUGUACAACUGGUAGGUAGAUCUUUGUUUUCAGCUGGUGAUUUUUUAAGUGCCUUGGUUUCUUGGAAGUUGCUAUGACAAGGGACAAGGUUUGCUUGCUGUCUGAGAAGCAUAGGGAAACAAAAUCCUGCAGUGUUCAAGAGAGAUUUGAAGCUGAGAGACAUGUUCUGGAGUGUGGAUUGUGACGUUCCAAGCUGACGUCCUCUGACCUAGGAAUGGUUAUUUUAUCCCACUCCCAAAAGGGCAUGUAAUCUUGUUUGCUCCAACAAAGACAGACACCCAGUUUGGAGGUAGGUUGAUUCUCCUGUCAGAAGUUAUGACUUAAUGCUUAUUGUUUAACGUUGGGUCCUAUGUCUGCCCCUUCUGCAUGCUGCAUGUGCUCAUCUUCCAAAGAGUUAAGUGCUACAUGGGUACCUGUAAAUUGCACAGUCUACAAAGCAGAAGGAAGUGCCUCUUAGAUGUCUUCUGGAAAGCAAUGGUAGCAUUCCAGACCAGCAACCUCAGAAUAGCAGGGAACAAUACUCUUUGUCUUUGAUGUGCUUUGAAAAUUGGAACUAACAUAGGCAGUUCUUUAUUUCUGGACUCAUUUUAACAUGAACACAGUGUGCCCUUGCUGCCAGGAAGGCAAAUGGAAUCCUAAGCUGCAUAAAGAAGAGUGUGGCCAGUAGGUCAAGGGAGGUCCUUCUCACCCUCUACUUUGCCCUGGUAAGGCCACAGCUGGAAUACUGCAUCCAGUUCUGGGCUCCCCAAUUCAAGAGAGACAGUGAACUACUGGAGAGUCCAGUGGAGGGCAACAAAGAUGAUUGGUGAAUUGGAGCAUCUCUUAUAUGAGAAAAGGCCGAGAGAGCUGGGACUCUAGCCUGAAGAAGAGAAGGCUGAGAGGAAACCUUGUUAAUGUUCACAAGUAUCUAAAGAGUGGAUGCAAGGAAGCUGGAGCUGGACUCUUCUCAGUAAUUCCCAGUGACAGGAUGAGGGGCAAAGGGAACCAGCUGGAACAUGCAAAG